AUGUUCAUUCAAGGAACUACAUUUGCUUUAUCAUUUAUUCGUGAUUUACGUAAUUUAACUGUUAUUUAUAAACCAAAUGCAUUUAUCUAUCAUAUUUGUCAAACAUCACAUCCUAUUAAUUUUAAACGUAUACGUUGGCAUUAUGAAUCCUUAUAUGAUUCAACAAAUGAUACCGAUAUAUAUUGUAAACGUUUAUUUAAUAAUUCUGAUUGUUUUGAUUUUUAUUAUGGUAUAUCAACAAGUGUACUUGUUAUUAAAGAACCUGAUAUGUAUAUUGGAAAAUAUACAUGUCAUGUUAAUAUAAAUUCAACAUAUGAAAUAACAUCAUCAGGUUAUAUUGAUGUUAAAUUACCAUUAAAUGAUAUUAAUGAUAAUGAUAAUGAUGAAACAACCAUGGGUAUGUAUAAUGAAAAAGAAUUAGGUAAAUUAGCUAUACAAUAUAAUGUACCAUUUAUUCUUGAUGAAAAUGAUUUAACAUCAUUUGGUAAACGUGUACAAAUUGGUGGUACAUUUUUAACAAAAUGUCAAUCUGUACAAAGUUCAUAUCCAAUAAAAUUUCUAUGGAUACAUUUAAAAAAUUCAUCAAAUAUUGAACAAUCUGAAAGAAUAAAAACAAUACGUUUUAUUCAACGUGAUGAUAUAAGAAUUAAAAUACAAGAAAAUAAAUAUUCAAGUUCUUUAUUCAUCUAUCCUGUUGAACUUGCUGAUGAUGGUGAAUAUGUCUGUAUAGCUUCAAAUGCUUUUGGUCGAUCAUUUUCUAGUAGACGUUCAUUGAUUGUUUCAGAACGUAUGAUAUUUCCUCGUAUACGAGAUAAUCUUCUUAAUCAUAGUCAAUUUGACCUUCAAAAUGAUGGAAUAAAAGAACUUGUUUGUAUAGCUGAUGGUUAUCCUGAAGCUAAUGUUAUUUGGAUUCGAGCAUCAGAUUCGAGUCUUCUUGCACGUAAUACUACACGUACUAUACUUAAAUUUGAUAAUGAAAUGCAUGGUAUGAAUGAAUAUAUUUGUGAAGCUAAAAAUAAGCAUGGUUUAACUAAAAUCAUUAUAACUGUUAUUAUACCAGAUAACCAAACAAAACCAUUAUUAAGCUAUAGUGAUAUUCAAAGUCAUAGUGUUUUAUUACGAUGGCGUGUAUCAAAUGGACAUUAUGAACGUUUUAAUCAUUUUAUUAUUUAUUAUCGUCGUUUACAUAAUUUCGAUGAUAAUGAUAAAGAACAAAAUGAUAUUAUAAAUAUACAAGAUUAUAAACAAGUACUUAUUGAUCCACGUACAACACGUUAUAGUUUCACAUUUCGAAUGAUUGAUUUAAUUCCAUAUACAAAAUAUGAAUUUCGAAUAAAAGGUUUUAUUGGUGCUACACCAUCAGCUUAUUCUGAUUCAAUUAUUAUUAAAACACUUGAAACAAUACCAGAAAAAAUUGAUCAUCUUCAUGGUUAUGUUUGGAAUGAAACAUCUAUAGUUGUUCAUUGGACACCACCUAAUUCUACUAAUGGACCUAAUUUUCAUUACAUCCUCUAUUAUACAACAAAUACAUCAAUACCAUUUGAUAAAUGGUCUCAUCAAAUUGUUCGAACAUAUCCAUUUUAUAUAUUAAAACUUUCAAAAUCAGAAAUAUCAAUUCUUUUUAUUCGUAUUGCUAGUGUUAAUGCUAAAGGUUCAAUAUUAAGUGAUUUUCAUAUAAUUAAUCGUAGUUUAACAAAUCAUAAUUUAAUAUCAACUAUAGAUAAAUUUCAAUGUACAUCUGAUGAUAUUAAUCAAUUAUUUUCUAUUCAAUGGACUAUUGAUUAUGAAUCACGUUUUUAUAUAAAUAAAUAUAUCUUAUAUUAUCUUGAUAUAACAGAAAAUAAUGAUGAUUUAAUACGACAAUUAAUAAUACCAAUUAAUUUUUUAUCAAUUAAUAAACAACAAUCAUAUGAUUUAUAUAAAUAUGAAUUUAAUAGUUCAUUAUUUAAUUUAAAUUAUAAUUUAAAUCAUAUAUUAAGAUUACAUUUAGCUAUUAUUGAUCAAAAUCAAAAUCAUUUACCAAUGACACAACCAGCUAUUUAUUGUACUCUAACAAGAAAAUAUGGUAGGAUAAAUUAA
Molecule: messenger RNA, 2079 nt
Organism: Rotaria sordida
Lineage: Eukaryota; Metazoa; Rotifera; Eurotatoria; Philodinida; Philodinidae
Source: the annotation of a GenBank genome assembly